Molecule: messenger RNA, 808 nt
Organism: Piliocolobus tephrosceles (Ugandan red Colobus)
Lineage: Eukaryota; Metazoa; Chordata; Mammalia; Primates; Cercopithecidae
Product: von Willebrand factor-like
Exons: 5
Source: RefSeq, a predicted model, not a curated record
AGCUCACAGCUAUUGUGGUGGGAAAGGGAGGGUGGUUGGUGGAUGUCACAGCUUGGGCUUUAUCUUCCCCAGCAGUGGGGACUCCACAGCUGCCGGGCUACUUAACAGCAAGACCAGAGCUGUAGCAGACCUCAUUGAGCCUUUGCAGCAGCUGGGAGCAUGGCCUAGGGUGGGCGGCACCACUGUCCAGCGGCUGAGUUUCCCAGGGACCUUGGAGAUACCUGCAGCCCUCAUUGCAGGGGAAGAUGAUUCCUGCCAGAUUUGCCGGGGUACUGCUUGCUGUGGCCCUCGUCUUGCCAGGGACCCUUUGUGCAGAAGGGACUCGUGGCAGGUCAUCCAUGGCCCGAUGCAGCCUCUUCGGAAGUGACUUCAUCAACACCUUUGAUGGGAGCAUGUACAGCUUUGCGGGAUACUGCAGUUACCUCCUGGCAGGGGACUGCCAGAAACGCUCCUUUUCGAUUAUUGGGGACUUCCAGAAUGGCAAGAGAGUGAGCCUCUCCGUGUAUCUUGGGGAAUUUUUUGACAUCCAUUUGUUUGUCAAUGGUACUGUGACACAGGGGGACAAAAGAGUCUCCAUGCCCUAUGCCUCCAAAGGGCUGUAUCUAGAAACUGAGGCUGGGUACUACAAGCUGUCUGGUGAGGCCUAUGGCUUUGUGGCCAGGAUUGAUGGCAGUGGCAACUUUCAAGUCCUGCUGUCAGACAGAUACUUCAACAAGACCUGCGGGCUGUGUGGCAACUUUAACAUCUUUGCUGAAGAUGACUUUAUGACCCAAGAAGGUAAGAUGUUCUGGGAUACUGUUUCCCUAAA